AUGAGAUCUACAUCAAGGAGCACCAGUGGAGUAGCUACGUUGCUCCUGCUACAGCUAGUUGGGCUUGGAAAUAUAUCUGCUAGUGUGAAGCUAGGAGGUGACCAGUGGUUGCAAGAUACAACUUUUAGCAUCAAGAAGUACUAUACAACAAUAAAUGGCAAUGACAUAAGAGUACCAUGGAGUGCUUAUGUCUGGAAUAGAUUCUCUCAACCUAAGCAUAGAAUGAUUCUAUGUCUAGGAUUGCAAAAUAGGUUGAAAACAAAGGAUAGGCUGAAAAAGCUUGGAAUUUGUGAUGAUGAUGUGUGUGCUAUCUGUGGUCAACAGGUUGAAUCAGUGAACCAUCUGCUGUUUAAGUGUCAUUACAGCAGACAAUGUAUUGUGCAGGUUAUGUGCUGGCUGGGGGUUUCAUGGAGUGAUAGAAAUGUUCACCACAUGUGUAGGUGGAUUAGAGGAAGAUACAGAGGGACUAGCUUUCAGAAGAAAGUGGUGCUUGCUGCUCUACCUGCUACUGUUUACACUAUUUGGAGAGUUCGAAAUACAGCUUACUAG
Molecule: messenger RNA, 549 nt
Organism: Beta vulgaris subsp. vulgaris (sugar beet)
Lineage: Eukaryota; Viridiplantae; Streptophyta; Magnoliopsida; Caryophyllales; Amaranthaceae
Exons: 1
Coding region: 1-549 (182 amino acids)
Source: RefSeq, a predicted model, not a curated record